Messenger RNA from Salvelinus sp. IW2-2015, 950 nucleotides. Lineage: Eukaryota; Metazoa; Chordata; Actinopteri; Salmoniformes; Salmonidae. The record is from RefSeq and is a predicted model, not a curated record.
UCUGAAGUUUACCUCACUAUCAGCAACUCUCUCAUACCGGAGGAAAGGCUUCAGCCAACCCCGUCUAUGCUCGAUGGCCUCGACCUGAACACGGAGACCGACCUCCGUAUCCUGGGUUGCGAGCUAAUUCAAUCGGCUGGUAUUCUUCUACGAUUGCCACAGGUGGCAAUGGCUACGGGUCAAGUUCUUUUUCAUCGUUUUUUCUACUCUAAAUCGUUUGUCAAACACAGUUUUGAGAUUGUUGCUAUGGCCUGUGUCAACUUGGCUUCCAAGAUCGAGGAAGCACCAAGACGAUUCAGAGACGUCAUCAAUGUUUUUCACCAUUUAAAACAGAGUCAUAGAGGCAAAAGCAGGAGUGCAAGUUCAUUGAUUCUUGAUCAGAACUACAUUAAUACCAAAAACCAAGUGAUCAAAGCUGAGCGGAGAAUCCUGAAGGAGCUGGGCUUCUGRGUACACGUCAAGCAUCCGCACAAGAUCAUCGUCAUGUACCUGCAAGUCCUGGAAUGUGAGAAGAACCAGACUCUGGUCCAGACCGCCUGGAACUACAUGAAUGACAGCCUUAGGACCAACGUGUUUGUGAGGUUCCAAGCUGAAACCAUCGCGUGUGCCUGCAUCUACCUGGCUGCCAGAGCUCUCCAGAUGCCUCUCCCAUCCAGACCUCACUGGUAUCUGCUGUUUGGAGCCACGGAGGAGGAGAUAAAGGAUAUCUGUAUCACCACCCUCAAACUCUACACCAGGAAGAAGCCGGACUAUGACCACCUGGAGAAGGAAGUGGAGAAGAGGAAGAUGUCUAUGCAGGAGGCCAAGCUGAAGGCUAAAGGGUUGAACCCUGAUGGGACCCCAGCUCUGUCCAACCUUGGGGGCUUCUCUCCUGGAUCCAAACCCUGUGAGUUUACCUUACCGGAGUUGUUCAUUUAAACCCUGUGAGUUUACCUUACCGUAGUUGUUCA